AUGGCUGAACCGGAAUUGAAGCCGAACCAUGUGGAAGCGGGUUCCUUCAAGUACCAGGUCGAGUACAAGUACCGUCAGGAGUGGAUCCUGGAGAACUACGACAUGCUGACGACGAUCAGGCCGGGCAUGGAUCCGCGCAUGGUCAUCAGGUCGCAGAGCUUCUACUCGCCGUGCGACGGCAGCGACUACGAGUGGCGGCUGAUCCUCUAUCCGAACGGCCUCGAGGACAAGACCCACGUCUCGCUGUUCGUCGAGUACCUCGACGAGGACAACGUGAUAGCCAGCGUGAGGCUGUCGAUCCUCGACGCCGAGCGCAACAGCUACGUCGAGGCGUUCGUGCGCGGCAGGAACUUCCACGCCCGGGACCGGGUUUACGGCGCCACGAGGCUGCUGCCCAAGUAUCUGCUGGACGAGCCCUACGGCGUCGUCACCAAGAAUCAGGAGCUGCACGUCGUCUGCGAGGUCAGCCUGGACCACGUGCCCAAGCAAUCGCGCCGACUGCUCCACCUGAGCUGGCGCUCCAUCGAGUUCGAGAGCUACGCGAGGCUCUACAACGAGGGCCAGCCCGGCUCCGACAAGGACGUCGUUCUGACGACCUCGGACAAGAAGAAGCUCUACCUGCACAAGCUCAUACUGCAGUCGCGCAGCCAGAUCCUCAAGACGAUGCUCGAGCUCAAGAAGCCGGAGAACGGCAAGAUCAACAUCUACAUCGAGGAUUACGAUUACAAGACGCUCAAGGAAGUCUGUCGAUUCAUCUACUGCGGCAGGGUCGAGGUCAUGGACGGUCUCGCGGCCGACAUGCUGGUGGCGGCCAAGUCGCUCGAGAUGCCGGGCUUGGCCUACAUCUGCGAGCAGUACCUCAUGGACAGCAUCACGGCCAACAAGGCCAUGGGCUAUCUGCAGCUGGCCGAAAAGGCCCACUCCGAGAAUCUCAAGGUCAAGACCCUGAAUUACAUCGCCUUCAAUUCGGCCAAAGUGAUCCGGGCGAAGGAGGACGACUUCGAGGAGUCCUGCGAGAAGCUCAAAAAGAAGACCGUAGCCGAGCUGCUUCAAGUCAUGUCCGAUAUGAUAAAUAGGGAAGAAGACGACGACGACGACGACGACGACUUAUGA
This is a messenger RNA of Trichogramma pretiosum, 1113 nucleotides long. Its product is annotated as speckle-type POZ protein-like. The transcript has a single exon. Gene Ontology annotation, molecular function: ubiquitin protein ligase binding. Gene Ontology annotation, biological process: proteasome-mediated ubiquitin-dependent protein catabolic process; regulation of proteolysis. Lineage: Eukaryota; Metazoa; Arthropoda; Insecta; Hymenoptera; Trichogrammatidae. The record is from RefSeq and is a predicted model, not a curated record. Gene Ontology annotation, cellular component: cytoplasm; nucleus. The coding region runs from base 1 to 1113 and encodes 370 amino acids.